UUAUAUAUUACGCACUUACAAUUGAGAAUAGUGCGGCGAUACUUUGAUCAAGGGACCUACAGACUGCUUCCAAUGUAUCCAAGUCUUCAGUGUGGAUGCACUUAUCAACAUGGGAUUGAAAACAGCACUGAUUUCUGUUUUCCUAAACCUUUUGGUUAUUACAGCGACUGUUUCUAGAGAGAUUUCUGAAAUAAAUGUCCUUGCAGAGAAACCGUGUACAAAAGGUUUUACGCUGAUUCCGUUUGUUAGUGAACCCGAAGGCGUGGAAAUUAUACCGAAAUGUUACAAAUUUUUCAAUGCAAAGGCUUCCUUCGAGGGCGCCCUGGAAAAAUGUGAUGACAUUGGAUCAACAUUGGCAACUCCGAAACAUUCUGUUGAAAUAGAAAGUCUUGCAAACUACAUUUUAAAAAACAGGCCAUACACUAAGAGAUAUUGGAUCGGCCUCUCUGAUCAGGCCGAGGAAGGUGUCUUCAAAUGGGCAGAUGAUGGGGCAACAUUGCAAUCAAGUUUCAAGUCAUGGACCGCGAGAGAACCCGACAGCUCUGAGAGUGCAGAGCCGGGAAGUCGCGGUGAUCAACAGGAUUGCGUAAAAAUGGCGAUAUGGAUAUUUGGAAAAAGAUCAGCAGCUUCGUUUUACGAUACACAAUGCGCAAAAAUGGAAUCAUAUGUUUGCGAAAAGGACCCGAUCAUGGAGGUUAAACCGAUAUUCGAAGACGUAAAAAGAAAUUCCAGCGGACUGGUGUUUUCAAACGGAACCGGGGAGGGACGACCAAAGGAUAUUGAGGUCGACUUCAUCGGCCAAAAGAAAUACAAACAAUUGUCUCAAAACGACACCAAUAAACAGGAGUACACUGAGGCCAUGUCCGCAGAUGGUGAAAAUGCACAAGAAGGAAAAGAAGGCGAACAUUUUCCAAUGAAGGUUACGGCAGAUUAUGAUGACAUUGAAGCCGAAUACGAAGCUAGGAUGAUGCUAAAAUCUAAUUCCUCAACCAAGUUCAGACCAGAGGUAUCCGAUCUUCCGAACGAUCCGGAAGAAAUGGUUGAAGAGCCUACAGGAGAAAUUACGAGGAAAACUGGAAGCGGAUCGAAGCCAGGCGUCCAAAAGAAAGAGCGCCGUACGUGUAGUUUAAAAUGCCACCCGAAUUACAUAAGAGCAGCAUGUCCUUUGAAAUAUUUCCCUCAGCUGGAAAAUACUAAAGUGGUAUUAAACAAUGCAAGUUGCAGACCAAGACGAAACCGAACUCAUUUGAUUGUUCACACAAAUCUUGACAGCUGUGGAACGAUUGUCGAGAAUGUUCCAAGGAAAAACAAGCUUUCAUUUCGCAAUACAAUUAGACUUUUGCCCAGUGGAUCUGGAAUCAUUCGUGAUUACAAAAUGGCUUCGUCUCUCACAGAAGUUAUGGUUUUAGACUGCAGAUAUCCAAGCAAACAUACUGUUUCUCAUAGUUUUCAACCGGCAGAUCCCAAGCCCCCUGUUUACAAGACGCAAGGGGAGGGUCCGCAACUCAACCACGUGAUGUUAUUGUAUAAAACUGAAAAAUAUGAUUGUCCAUACGAGCGGGAAGCAUAUCCGGUAAAGGUGAUGCUGUCAGAUCGGGUGUUUCUUGAGGUCACGUUAAAUAUGCCAAGUGUAAGAGUUGAACUUCAUCCAAUAACUUGUUUUGCUACCCCUGAUGGAAAUGAAUUCAAUUCGAACAAUUAUGUGAUGCUUCAAGACGGAUGCGUCGAAGAUGAUACCUUCAUCAUUGAGGAUAAUCCGAAUCGCAAAGUGUCGAGAUUUAGCGUUGAAGCAUUCAGAUUUGUUGGGUAUUUUAGAAAUGUUUACAUCCAUUGCAAGUUUAUCGUGUGUAGGAUAAACAGCGAAAGUUCUCCCGAAUGUCCUUAUGCCUGUGAUCCCGAAGCCCAGUAUCGUCGUAAACGUGCUGCAGAGGAUGAUGAUGUGGACAAAGAUCAAAAGUUUUUGAUAAGUCGAACUGGUAUGAUUGACAUUGUUGACUCAAUGAAUUCAACAAAUGCGAGAAAUGGAAAAGGAGAGAAAGUGAAUUUACAUCCUGAAGCGGACGAAGAAAAGAAGAAGUCUGAACCCGAUCCUGGAUAUUUACAGAACAACAACAAAGGCGGAAAUUCAGGUGACAGGCAUGAUGCAACAAUAAUGUUCAUUAUUUUGGCUCCGAUCUGCUCUCUCAUGACAUCUAUCGUGCUUAAUUGACGAUACUGUGACACUGUUG
Styela clava is the source of this 2228-nucleotide messenger RNA. RefSeq lists its product as uncharacterized. Lineage: Eukaryota; Metazoa; Chordata; Ascidiacea; Stolidobranchia; Styelidae. The record is from RefSeq and is a predicted model, not a curated record.